AGCCGGCUCCCUUCGCUGUGUAGAGUCGCGCGCGCACCACGAGCGUACACGUCUCCGCGUAAAAAUAAAGUCCACGGCCCGCGCUCUCGCACUUCAACCCAUUUAUAAUUAUCAGUAAAUCGCCGUGCGAGUGCAUGACUGCCGCGGCCGGCGACCGCUCGCCGAAAAGAAAAUCACAUUCGUUAACCUCGAACCCGAAUCUCACGUUGCUCUACACCGAGCCCUUGUUUCACAUACGAACGACGCGAAAUCCCUAAAAUACGUUUAGACGAAUAUCGACGGAAUCGUCACUCCUACGCAAUAGAUACCGGUGUCGCGAGACGCGUGGAGCCGUCUGUGAAUGGAUCGUGUGUGUUGUGUGAUAAAGAUUAUGUUGUGCUAGUGAUAACAGUGUAGCGAUUUUUAAACAUGCCUGAGAGACCGAAGCGCCGUAAAAAUAAUAAAAACAAACGUAAUAAAAAUAAAAACAAUAAGCCAGAAGUGAUUAAAAAUAAUAGUGAUGAAAAGAAAUUGGACAGUGGUGAAUCGUGUAAUAGUAAAACCGAUAGCAAAGAAGAUUUAGUUGAAAAUGAGUCUGUUGAUUCAAAAGAAAUUGAACAGGAAAUUAUACAACCCUCGAUUGAAAAUGAAAAUGCAACAGGUAGUACCUCAAGUAAUGUAGUUAAUUUGAAUGGUGAUUUAAAUAACAACAGCGAUCAAAUCAUUGAAAAUGUGCCGACCUCACCAACGGACAAAUGCGUUACUGUUGAUGCUGUAGACGCUACAGCUUACGUCGUAGAAGCUCCUGGCCAAUCUCGUCAAAGUAAAAGUAAAGUCAAAUUAUCAAGCAAAAGUAAAAGUUUAGAUGAUGAUGAAGCUACAAAAAUUAUCGAUAUCACCGAGGAUGUUGCAGUUGAGCCCUCAAAUGAAAAUGCUUUGGCUUUAAUAGAAACUCAAAAUGUCAUAGUGACCCAUGUUGACUCCGAUGUGGAGUGGGAGAAUGCUGCAGAACUUAAUGAAGUUGAUGUAAAACAACCACAAGAACUUGUUACGGGUACUUUAUCAAUUACCUCGAUCCCUCUCACUGUGGCGCAAUGUGAACAAACGAAAUCUUUGACACCUGAUGAAGAAAAGUCUUUAAGAAGUUAUUUGAAUACUCUUAACUUAGCAACUCAACCAGGUGGUGUAAAUUCUAUAGAAAUAAAAACUGAAAUUGAAGAAAUAAUAAAUCAAGAAAUUAAACACAGGUUACGCAAAAAAGCAAUGGCUGAUGACUUUUUCCUACACAGGUUGGGACCUCCAAGAAUGUUGGACGUCAUUGAUGAAGAAGGUAGUAGUGGAUCAUCUAUGACUUCAAGACGCCAAUCUUAUCUCAGUGACAAAAAGAGUGAUGUUGAGGACCUGGAAGACGACGUAUUUGAAGAUAAUAACAGCAAAUUAACUAAACAGAAAAAAAUGAUGUCCACUGCCGUUCACAAGAAAUCUUUUGGAAAGCUAGUACCUCAAGAGUGUCUCUUAGUAGGUGCUAAAAUUAAAGAACCCGAAGUAAGUGAAGCCAGAGGUGAUUGGACUAUGAAAACUGUUGAGAAAAUGACUGGUGCUGAGGUUGUUUACUUAACAGAUACAUCCAGUAGUACAAGUUCGCUUCACGAAAUCGGCGAUGAAGAUGAUGGUGUCGAUACAGAUGUGUCAGUACGUAUGAUUACACCAACGAUAGAAGUCACCGACACUGAAAACUUCCUUAAAAAAACAUUUAUUUCAAACACUGACAAUAAGCAACAUAUAUUUACUAAUCCCGAGAAAACAACAGAAAUACCCAUUCAAGUUAUGAGUAAUGAAAAGGUCAGUGAUAAAACAGAAAAGAAAAAUACAGAUACUGAGCGUAUAAUAAAGGUGCAGGUAGAAAAUGACCAAAGUAUAAACACAGAAAAAAUUGUUCCCGAAAACAUGGGUACCGAAAGGGUCGUAGAAGUUACUUAUGAUAAAGAAAUAAAGGAAAACUCUCAAAGUCUUGUUUGUGAUGACACAAAACCUAAUGAACAUAUAAUAAAAGUAGCCUUGGAACAAAAUGCCAAGAAAAAUGACGAUCAAAUUAAUACCAGUAAUAAAGCAGACAAGCAUCGCACCUUACGUACACAAAGUGAAAAUUGUUCUGAAGAAAGUAAAAAUAUCGUAGAACAUAUUUCUAGUCAAAAUUCCCAUGAAAUCGUAGUUUUGUCAACGGAUAAUAUUAAAACUAACUUAUACGUCAAAGAUAUCGAAGAACCUAUAAAUGAAAAUGACAACAAAAAGCACGCAACGCAAAACAAAUACGAGUUAGAAUCAAAACUCAUAAAAUGCGAAUUUAAUGAUGCUAUAAAUAACUUGAUUAAGGAAGUUGUUUCUGAAUCGGAGGAUACAAAUGAAAAUGCAAAAGAAACAUUUUCCCGACAGGAUUCCUCAAGCAGUGUGGACUCCUCUCAAUGCACGGCAAAAUAUAACCCUAAUUACUCUUCCCUAAAUGACAUUGUUAGCAUGACGCAUGAUGAAACUACUAUGAAUAACAAGACAAACUCAGAACAAUUGUCUGCCACUACCAGUCAUGUCAAAGAUGUAUUUGAAUGUGUUACAGGAGCCUCACGUCAAAAUAAGACCAUAGCUGAUGAUGACACAAAAGAGCCGUUAAAAUUGAGAGAUUUGUGUGUCAGAAACAUAGCAACAUUGCCUUAUGGUAAGAAAAUACUUGAAGAAUUAGCGUCUGUGUCAGAACGUUUACAGAAUAUUGCACUUUACGGAACUACAGCAAAAGUAAUAGACAAAAAACCAGACACCGACAAGAUGCCACAUUAUCGGUUACCUGACGUUUCAUCAAUUGACACGAUAACUAUACCAGUUAAAACAAAAGAUUCCGUACCUCCACCUGUUAAACCUCGACGGUCUUCACUAAGGAAAACGUCACAAGAAGAAGAACACUGGACUGGUGUACCUACAAAAACUGAACCUGUAUACGUUUGUCUGUCCCCUUCACAAAAAAUGUUAAUGGAAAAAACGAAUACUGUGAUAACAAAAGAUGAAGCAAGCCAUCUUGUUGAUAUGCAUAGAAAAUUUGUAGAUCGUCGUGGCUAUAAUGAACAUUACAAAAGUGACAAGGAGAGAGAAGAAAGUGAUACCGAUAAUACACCAAUUAUACCAUUUAAAUCUCAAACUGGAAGCCGUUUGCUGGCUUUGAUUCGCGAUCCUACUCUCACGAAUAAUAUCAACUCUCUAAACCAAAGAUUAAACAGCAGUACAGAUGAUAUUCAAAUGAAACGUACUACUACGACAUUCAUGAAAAGUAAUCAUGAUAGAUUUGCAAACAGAGACUUCUCAUUCAAGCCAAUUCCACCACCACGACCUAAAAAGUACUCAUCAUCAUUUUAUGAAAGUGAUGAAAGUUCUGAUUUUACUGAUAGCUCCAUGCGCUCAAUGAAGAGUGAAAGAAAGUUCUUCCAUUACUCUACUGGAAACCUUAAUAAAGAAAUUGAGAGUGACGUCUCUUCAAUACAAAAUAUGCAUCGUUUCUUUACCGACAAAAGAGACGAGAUGAACGACUAUAAAUGUCCGAGAAGACCUUCACUCCCGAAAGAUUUAUGUGAACAACAAAUGGAAUACAUCCGUAAAAAAGAAAAGGAAGUAGAAGCCGAAAUACAACGUCUCGAAGCUUUAAAAAGUAAUAUUCCACAGAUGCAAAAACAAUCUGGGCCCAGAGCACCUCUGAUAUCUGAAAAGGAAGUAAUUGAUGAAAGAAUAAAAGAUUCAAAUAACUAUUCUAUAUCUCGUAAAAAAGAUGUAGUUAUGACAUCUCAUGGGUCUGAACCAAAGAAAGGAAAGUUGUCUUCAGUAUUUAGUAGUAGCCAGGAAGAACUACUUCGUGAAAAAAUGUACUCAGAAUACGUAUCGCAAAUGGCAGAACGUGAGGAAAGGCGGCAACAUAAAGUCAUUAAAAUUACCAAUCCAACUCCAUCUUCUACUAAUCAUAUAACAAUUUCAAAAAGUAUGCCAGCUCUCGAUAUUCUUGAUGCUAAAGUCAACAAUAGAAUCGAAAAAGAGUUCAUUUCUAAAGCUAGGGAACGGUGGGAUAAGCUAGGUAUUAAAGACCCCGAAACUGAAGACGAACGAGAAUCUAAUAACGUGUAUAAAGAGCCUAAAGUGAUAGAACAUAAAAUUAAAGUGAUCGAAGGUGGUGAAGAGAAGGACGUUAAAAAGUUACCGAGCCAUCUGCAAGAGUUUGUGCGGUUUACGGCUAAAGACACUGAAAAGAGCACGAGCAGCGCUGACACUGUCAUGAUUGCACCGACCUUCAAAGCGCGCUCGACCUCUCCAGCUAUUUGGAGGCCGGGCGCGCCGCCCCCGGUAGCUGGCACUCCUGCGCGGAGCCCGGGCGCUCCACCACCGCCGCCGCCGCCGCCCGUGUGGACUCCGGGCAGCGCGGGCGCUUCGCCCCAAACACCGCGCAAGACCUUCAGGCCUGUGCACUUCGAAGAAACGCCACCCGCCCGCCGUAAAUUCCCGAACUCAGAACAGAACGGCGCCACAAGUGAAUCGGAAAGCGAGGGUAGGCUGAGGACAUCUCACAGUGCGCCUGUCACUGGUCUCAGCAACCUGGGUGGCUCCAACUUCGGUAGCCGGUUACCUAAGGCACAGAACCCCACUGUCACGUUGUUACAGAAGGCACGAGAAGGGCAGAUUUCGCGUGGCUCCAACUACAUCCAGCAGGAGCGAGACGCGGCGAGACUGCCGCGUGACCGUCCAUCUCCACCAAGAGGCGACCCAGUUCAUGCUCUUCGAAAAGAAUACGCGAGUGAAGGCGAGGCCGACAGAAGCGAUUACGAACGCGGAGGGAUCCGUAAAAUGGCGGAUGCCCAAAGAAAAGUAGAAGGAAUCGGACCCAUCACCAAAGACGGAAUGCCAGUCGCACUGAGAUCUGAAGUCAAAGACCCCUCGAGGUGGUACAAAAAGAUGUACGACACCAUACACAAAAACAAAUACGACGACGAUUAUGUGACUAUUCGAUACAAAAGUCGUCGAGGCCAACCACCAGAGAGAGUGCUCAGUAAUAAAUCCCAGUACGCCUACUUUGACCCCCGUUCCGGUUACCUAAGUGAGCCGGAGGGAGGUCUAAGUAGGCUGGGCAGCAGCACGUGGAGCGAUGCUUAUGACAGCGAUGUGACAACUGGCCCUCGAAGACGGACAGCUUCAGUGCAGGAAGAUAGAAGAUUCAAUGAUGUUAACUCACAGUAUUCGUCUAGUACCAAUAAAUAUAGCACAUUAGCAUCAGCGAGAGCGAGCCAAGAAGUAUACAAGAACCAGCCAGGAAGAAUAGAGAACUACGUUCCAGGAAAGUCAUCAGUCGUUGACAAAGAAGCGAAACAGUGGUGGGACGAGGUCAUGGACAUUUUUGACGGGUGGUUAGAUGACAACUCCCCACUCCCCCCCUACACAACAUUGCUAGCUCGCGCGAUACAGAAGAGUCAAAACAUUUCAAGUACGACAUCUUUGCCACAAUCGUCACCAAAGGAGAAAAAAGAUUUAACGGCUACGAUCCUGUCUAAAUCGAACAUGGCAAGGGCUCUUAAAGAAUCAGGAUACGAAUCCGACUCGACGCUAGUGUUCCGUCGUCGUGAAGAUACGGAGGCACCUUUGUCACCAGCAGAGAGGAGAGCCGCCUACAGAGACCUGCAAGCUGGUGGUGAACCUCCUCUCAGAGGGUUCCGGUCCCCAGCACCACCUCGACAAGAGAACGACUCAGCACCGGAGCCUCCACGCAGAACCUCGCACGGGAGCUACUCAGAUACAGAAUCCCCUCGCCGCUACGUGGAGAGUGACGUUAACAUCCACUACAGAUGUCCGGUGAGGCACGAUCCCCUGCCUCUCGUGCCGGAGAGGGAGCUGGCGCGCCAACAGGCCGAGCACAUGAAGAGAUUGUACAGAGAACAGAAGAGGAACAAAUAUCUACAGGAAAACGAAAUACGUCCCGCUGAUAUAGAAGCAUUCGAUGCCUCAAUGAAGGAGCUACAAGACAUGCAGAACCGCCGUCACCAGGAUAACUUCACGCCAUCACAAAAGAACAUUCUUCCUCUAAACAGAUACGAUGAAGCUGAGAAAGUUAUUGCCAAGGCUUUGUACACAUUCAAUGGACAGACGGCAAGAGAACUGAGUUUUAGAAAAGGCGAACUGAUUCAUGUGAGGAGACAAAUUGACAACAACUGGUAUGAAGGUGAACUCCACGGGAGAAUAGGCCUGUUCCCUUACAAUUACGUUGAGAUCCAAAAAGGUGAUGUAGUACAAACUCCGAAAAAGCCAGCGAUAGUCGAGGGUCGAGCUCGAGCAAAGUUCGAUUUUACUGCACAAACGAACUUGGAACUGCCCUUGAAGAAGGGAGAAGUGGUUGUGCUAACAAGGCGCAUCGAUCAGAACUGGUGGGAAGGAAGAAAUGGCUCCAAGACGGGAAUAUUCCCUGAUAGCUACGUAACUGUGCUACAGGAACCCAGCCCUAAUAAACCUGAUCCGCAGCCAAUACUGAACAGCGAUAAGCCAGUGGCGUCUCCAGCGGCUCACGGUCUGCUCAAUGGCUCAGCUAAACGCAGCAUGGGUUCUCACAGUUACACUCCUCAACCGAACAGUCCCGCGCUCUCCAAUGCACCACCAGCCACACAACCACUUCCAGGUUACGUCGCGAAACCUGCGCAGGCGACGCUGACGCCAUCAGAGCGCGGUUACGGACCGCCAACGGGUGCGGGCGUUGACCUCAAUAACACGGAGCCCUUGUAUGUGGACACCAAUGCGGAGGCCAUACCAUACCGCGCUAUGUACAAGUACCGACCACAGAACCCUGACGAACUAGAGCUGAACGAGGGCGACACGGUGUACGUCCUGGAGAAAUGUGACGACGGCUGGUACGUAGGCUCCAGCCAACGCACUGGACGCUUCGGAACCUUCCCAGGAAACUACGUGGAGCGCAUCUGAUAGCGCGAGACAUCGCUGUUGCGGCGCCUGCGCCGCGCCGCGCUGUGCGCGCGCCGCCCGCGAUAACACUGCACGCCACACGUAUUCACUGACCAUACUGCGUUGGAUAGACAUUAUCAAACACGGAGUAGUAUAAAUACAAUGCUAAAGAACUUACAAACGAGUGAAUCGUAACCCACAAACUUCUCCCACCUAGUACUCCAUUCGUUCACUACUCCGUGGCCCGAUACUUAGCCAGUGAAUAUACAUGAACAUUCGAGUGUUAUGAAAGAUGAUUGUCACCAAAACAUUGUUAGUUUAUAACCAAUAUUCUGAAAUACCCCGAUCUACCUUCUAUAACAAUAUACCUAAUAGAUUUAUAAACCGCGCCCUCGAUUACGUACUCUUCACCAUGAAACGGUGGAGGUCAUAUAUUAAGUGUAAGCUCCGAUCUAUGUUAAAUAUAACCCAUAAUGUACCUUAGAGUCUAUCGUCAAAUGAUACCAAAAUUACGCCAUGACUUUUUAUAAUAUUUUUUACAAAGGAUGUAAGCUAAGUAAGCGUCCCGUAGCCUGCGGGAAGUCGGCCUUCGGUGGAAGUAGUUGCUGACCAAAGCGUACCAACAAGUACGGCAUUAGUACUACAAAGCCUAACAUACUAACAGUAGAACGUAUGAAUGUAUCGGUGUACCUAUAUUUUCGCUUCUAUCAUCCGUGGACUAGAGUAUCUAACCGCGUCACAUCAAUGUAAUCUAUCCAAAGUUGUUUUAUGCGUCCCAAAGAGUAUGUUUAUCAAAUAAUUACGAUGUUGUAUAAUUGUAAAAAAUAAUAAAAAUACUUAUAUACUUGUAAAAUUGUUUAGCGUAGUAUUUAUUUAUAACUUAGGAGUGACUUGUUUGGGCUCGUCUUUUAAAAGUGAUAUUUUAAAAGGUCGAAGCUGGAUUACUAAUUCUAAAAUACUAACCGAUUUAUAUACAUCAAUACAUGGACUACAUAACUGCAAAAGUCAAACUUUGGAUUGGUAGUUGUAGUUAAAUUCAGGGAGUAACAAAGUUUCGACGUUUUGUAAGCAUUGGCGUUACAGCUGUACCC
Messenger RNA from Spodoptera litura, 8033 nucleotides. RefSeq names its product Cbl-associated protein (gene CAP). Gene Ontology annotation, molecular function: protein binding. Lineage: Eukaryota; Metazoa; Arthropoda; Insecta; Lepidoptera; Noctuidae. The record is from RefSeq and is a predicted model, not a curated record.